This is a messenger RNA of Pocillopora verrucosa, 3486 nucleotides long. Lineage: Eukaryota; Metazoa; Cnidaria; Anthozoa; Scleractinia; Pocilloporidae. The record is from RefSeq and is a predicted model, not a curated record.
UGUUGGUUGUAACCGGUAACAGUAGGUAAAUCACUUGCUUUAAAAUCAUGGAAGGGGUGAAGAAAAUUUACAACAACAUUACGAAAUCUCCGCGUGACGAUCGCAUGUACCGAGGUGUAGAACUCUGUAACAACAUGAAAGUUCUUGUGAUCAGUGAUCCAUCAACUGAUAAAUCUGCGGCAGCUUUGGAUGUUCACAUUGGUAGUAUGAGUGAUCCAUCUGAACUGCCAGGGCUUGCUCAUUUCUGUGAACACAUGCUGUUUUUGGGCACAAAGAAAUAUCCAUCGGAGAAUUCAUUUACUCAGUUUUUAAGUGAGAAUGGUGGAUCCUCUAAUGCUUUCACUAGUGCAGAACAUACAAAUUUUUUCUUUGACAUUAAACAUGAAUGUCUACAGGAAGCCUUGGAUCGGUUUGCACAGUUUUUUCUAUGCCCACUGUUUAAUUCAGAUGCAACAGAAAGAGAAGUCAAUGCUGUUGACUCAGAACACUGUAAGAAUGUCUUAAGUGAUUCUUGGAGACUAAACCAGUUGGACAAGUCUUCAGUCAGUCCAUCCCAUCCUUACAGUAAAUUUGGAUCAGGUAACAAAGUUACUCUUGACGUCAAACCAAAAGAGAAUGGACUUUGUGUGCGUGAUGAGUUACUGAAAUUUCACAGUUCAUAUUACUCAGCUAAUAUCAUGGCAUUGACCAUUCUAGGCAGAGAUUCUCUUGACGACCUGACAAACCUGGUUAUAAAGCUCUUUUCAGACACAGAAGAUAAAAACGUAUCAAUUCCAGAGUUUCAUGAUCAUCCUUAUGAUGAUGAGCAAGUACAGGUAGAAUUGAAAGUGGUGCCUAUCAAAGACAUAAAGCAGUUAAAUAUUUCCUUUCCAAUCCCUGAUGUUAACCAGUACUAUGAGAGCAAGCCUUGUCAUUACAUAUCUCACCUCCUUGGUCAUGAAGGUAAAGGAAGUUUGCUUUCAGACCUCAAAACCAAAGGCUGGGUGAAUGAACUUGUUGCUGGAGGAGCAAGUGGAGCUAGGGGUUUUAUGUUCUUUAUUUGUAACAUGGAACUCACAUCUGAGGGACAAGACCAUGUGUAUGAAAUAGUGGCAUGUGUAUUUCAAUACUUGGAAAUGCUCAGAAGGCAAGAACCUCCAGACUGGAUAUUUAAAGAGUGCCAGGCCCUUUGUGAAGUUAGAUUUCAAUUUAAGGACAAGGAGAAUCCUGGAUCCUAUGUGUGUUCAUUGGCCCGCUGUUUACAUGAGUUUGGAAUAGAUGAUGUCCUACAAGGACAAUUUGUAAUGAAGUAUUUUAAACCUGAAUUGAUUAAAAUGAUUCUUUCCCAUCUUGUGCCAUCAAAAGUGAGAAUAACCCUGAUUUCAAAACUUUUUGAAGGCAAAACAGAUCUUGUAGAAAAAUGGUAUGAAACAGAAUACUCUAAAAGCAAAAUCUCUCCAGAGUACAUGAAGGAGUGGAACAAUGUGUUAUUAAACCCUUCUCUGCAACUACCUGAGGAAAAUGAGUUUAUCCCCGCAGAUUUUACAUUAAGGGAAAGGCCUCAAGAUUCUUCAUCCAUUCCCAUACUCAUUAAGGAUGAUUCUUUGUUGAAAGUUUGGUUUAAACAAGACGACACAUUCCACCUCCCCAAGUCAUGUCUUCUGUUUGAAAUAACAAGUCCUUUGGCGUAUGUGGAUCCGUGCCACUGUAACAUGGCGCACUUGUUUGUAGAGCUGCUGAAGGACUCAUUAAAUGAGUAUGCCUACGCUGCCGAGAUUGCUGGAGUGCAUUACAAACUGGAAAACACCAUGUAUGGAAUCUUUUUAAGUAUCAAAGGAUAUAACCACAAACAGCCUGUUUUAUUGAAGAAGAUUUUCGAAAGAAUGGCAAACUUCCAAGUAGACCCUAAGAGGUUUCCACUCAUCAAAGAAAGGUGUGAGAUUGCACUGAAGAACUUUGUUGCUGAACCUCCUCAUCAGCAUGCUUUGUACUACACGUCAUUUUUGUUAGAAGAACUAGCGUGGCAUAAAGAUGACCUGUUAGAAGCAUUAGAGGAGGUAACACUGGAGAAGCUGAAAGCUUUCAUCCCUGAUUUGUUAGGGAGACUUCAUAUCGAGUGUUUGUUUCAUGGGAACUUGACCAAAGAAGAAGCUCUGGACACCGCAGAGCUGGUAGAAAAGAUCAUCAAAGAAGACAGCAAGACUAAACCUUUGUUACCAUUACAGUUAAUUCGGCACAGAGAAAUACAGUUACCAGACGGUUGUUCGUAUCUUUUUGAAGUGCAGAAUGAAGUUCACAAUAAUUCAAGUUUGGAAAUAUAUUAUCAGUGUGACCUGCAAGCUACCAAAAGUAAUGUACUUCUGGAGUUGUUCUGUCAGGUCAUCAGUGAACCAUGUUUUAACACUCUUAGAACUCAAGAGCAGUUAGGGUAUAUUGUCUUUAGUGGAGUAAGAAGAUGUAACGGUGCUCAGGGUCUCCGUGUCUUGAUACAAUCUGAAAAAGAACCUUCUUUACUAGAUUCACGAGUUGAAAACUUCCUUCAAGGAAUCGAGGAUUACAUCAAAACAAUGUCGGAAGAGGAAUUAAAAAACCAUAUUGAGGCACUUGCAGUGAAAAGGAUGGACAAACCCAAGAAAUUAUCUUCGGAAUGUAUGAAACACUGGAAAGAAAUCCUCUCUCGACAAUACAACUUUGACAGGGAUAACAUUGAGGUGGGAUUUCUAAUGACUGUCACCAAAGAAGAUGUUCUGGCAUUUUAUCGGGAUCUUCUUGCUUUUAAAGCACCUAGACGGCACAAGUUGGCCGUCCAUAUUUUAUCUAAGAAAAUGACCAAGAAUGCAGAUAACGAGUCUAAAAACGAAUACGAUGAAAAUGAGAAAACCGAAGAUGCUGAUGCUCUUCCUGCGCAGACCGUUAUUGAUGACAUCACUGCAUUUAAGAGUAGUCUUCCAUUAUUUCCACUUGUGCCACCAUACCACAGUCAACCUACGAAAUCCAAGCUGUAGACCAGAGAAUUAAUCUCAGUACUUUCGCUUUCCUUCCUUCGCCUUCCAUUUCUCUGUGGUCGUCUCUCGCUAGAGUUCGAAAACUGUUCUUUUUGCGUUAAUUUGCUAUCUACAAUGUAUCUUGAUGUGGUGAAUGAGCAUUUUGACCAGCAUCUAAUUUCUCUUCACAUUGCCACUGCUGAAUCUUUCAUUAAGAUCGUGAGAUUAAAGGAAAUGAUCGCCAACCUAAGAAGCUUUGAUUGUUAAACGAAUUCUCCUUGUCAGUACUUAAGGAAAUGUAUAGAGAAGAGUGUAGAGAAUAUGGGUAUUGAUGCAAGAACGAGGAGGGUUUAAGUGUUUGAACCUGAUUGGAAUAUUGGUAAUUAUUCCGUCUCCUGCGAACCCCAUUUUUUUCUCGUCACGGAACAUGUCUUUGGGAGCAAAGAAUCAGGGCCCGGACGUACGGUGUAUUUACAUACGCAGUAUUACGUGCGUUCUAUUAAUAGCUCAAUGACCAACGGCA